Molecule: messenger RNA, 435 nt
Organism: Pecten maximus
Lineage: Eukaryota; Metazoa; Mollusca; Bivalvia; Pectinida; Pectinidae
Exons: 2
Coding region: 1-435 (144 amino acids)
Source: RefSeq, a predicted model, not a curated record
AUGGCCGAUUUCACCACACUAGAGUUCACCACACUAGAUUUCACCACACUAGAGUUCACCACACUAGAUUUCUCCACACUAGAGUUCACCACACUAGAUUUCACCACACUAGAGUUCACCACACUAGAUUUCACCACACUAGAGUUCACCACACUAGAGUUCACCACACUAGAGUUCACCACACUAGAUUUCACCACACUAGAUUUCACCACACUAGAGUUCACCACACUAGAUUUCUCCACACUAGAGUUCACCACAAUAGAUUUCACCACACUAGAGUUCACCACACUAGAUUUCACCACAAUAGAUUUCACCACACUAGAGUUCACCACACUAGAUUUCUCCACACUAGAGUUCACCACACUAGAGUUCACCACACUUGAGUUCACCACACUAGAGUUCACCACACUGAAGUCUGUUAUAAAUUUGAUUUGA